Prorocentrum cordatum is the source of this 1074-nucleotide messenger RNA. The record is from the annotation of a GenBank genome assembly. NCBI's taxonomy places the organism in Eukaryota, Dinophyceae, Prorocentrales, Prorocentraceae.
AUGGGAGGCAUGCGCCUGGCCUACCGUGGGGCUGUCGGGCACGGCGCCGUGCUGCCGCAGUGGAGGGCGAUGGAUAUCGACGAGACGUGCUGCAAGGUCUUCUCGCAAAUGUUCGGCGCCGACUACGUGAGGGACAUAAAGGGGACUCGGCGCUGGGAGUAUGCCCCAGGCCAAGACGAGGUCUGGCAAGUCUCGAUCGAUCGAAUGCCCCCAGAGGCGUUCGAGGGCGCGGACCUGUGGCUGAUGAGCCCGCCAUGCCAACCGUUCACAAAGACAGGCAAACGCGGGGACGACAAAGACCCCCGCUCCGCUUCCCUUCUGCACAUGUUGGAGGUGCUGCCACUGCUUAAGCACCCGCCGCGGGCGCUGCUGCUCGAGAACGUGCCGCCGUUCUUUGGUUCCAAGACUCACGAGUUGACGAAGAAGGCGCUGAGACGGUGCGGUGCCGCCUCUGACACACGCUACGAAGUUGAGGAGGUUGUCUUGGACCCCGUCACCUUUGGCUUCCCGAACACUCGCAAGCGCUUCUACCUUUCGGCAGUAGUGGCUGGCGAGGGCAGCGGAGGCGCUGGCGGCGCUGCACAGGUGCCCCUGCCGGGUUUCGACGGCCCCCCGGAGCCGCUGAGACCCGUGCGCGACUUCUGCGGCCCUGGCGCUGAUCGGCUGCCAGUGCCAGUGCAGCUGCUUCAGAAGUCCCUGAAGUCAACAUCGACGGUGGAUGUGGCCACCGGGAGCUCCGUUGUGACCAAGACCUUCACCAGCAAUUACGGCAAGCGCGACUUCGGCCUGAGGGGCCUCAGCACAACUGGACCAGUGCUCCUGACGGAGGAGGACGGCCUCACUCCCGCGGAGCACGUGCUGGAGCGCUUCCCCACGCCGAGGGACAUAGGCGAGGGCCAGUUCUCGCGGCUGCGCUACUUUGCGCCCAGGGAGGUGAUGGCGCUGCAGGGCUUCCCGCCGGACGUGGACCUGCCGCACGAGCUGGGCGUGCUGCACCAGUGGCGCCUCAUCGGCAACUCCAUCAACGUGGCCGUCGUGCAGCGCCUCCUGGAGCGCCUGCUCGCGCGCAUGUGA